AUGAACACUUCUGAACUGGAGGAAUGUGCUGUCACAAUGAGAGGCAUUUGGUCCAGGAGAAACGAGAGUAUGCAUGGACAGGGUUUCAAACAUCCAAACACAGUAGUACGGGGAGCCAAAGUUGAAAUCAUCAACUACAAGGAGGUAAACACUUCAAGGAAGGAACACAUGAUGCCUACUAUUCAGGAUGCACGGCAAUGGAGGAAACCAUCUAGGGGAACGUACAAGGUCAAUUGGGACGCUGCCCUCAACUCUGAAGCAGGUACAAUGGGACUGGGGGUGCUGGUUAGAGACUAUAAAGGCCAUGUGAUUGGUGCUCUGAGAGCACGAAGGCCUCUAGCGGGGAAUGCUCUAGAAGCAGAAGCCUAUGGAACUGUCUUAGCAGCCACUUUCUGCAGAGAACUAGGACUCAAACAGCUUCAUCUGGAGGGGGAUUCACAGCUGGUGAUCAACCUGUUGAAGGGUACAGAGAGAAACUGGAGCCUGGGGGGCCUCCUAGUUGAAGAUGCAAAGUUGGUUUUAUCCAGUUGUGGAAGCUGGAAAGUAUCGCAUGUCCGUAGAGAAGGCAACCAAGCUUCUCACAAGCUAGCUAAAUCUGCCUUGUUUCUUGAUGAUGAUGUAUAUGACUUGGAAGAAUGCCCUACGUGCAUUCAAUCCACUGUAAUGUCUGAGUUGUUUUCAGCAUAA
Molecule: messenger RNA, 687 nt
Organism: Carya illinoinensis
Lineage: Eukaryota; Viridiplantae; Streptophyta; Magnoliopsida; Fagales; Juglandaceae
Exons: 1
Coding region: 1-687 (228 amino acids)
Molecular function (GO): RNA-DNA hybrid ribonuclease activity; nucleic acid binding
Source: RefSeq, a predicted model, not a curated record